Messenger RNA from Euleptes europaea (tarantolino), 618 nucleotides. It is a transcript of the gene KCNMB1, whose product is annotated as potassium calcium-activated channel subfamily M regulatory beta subunit 1. Gene Ontology annotation, molecular function: calcium-activated potassium channel activity; potassium channel regulator activity. Lineage: Eukaryota; Metazoa; Chordata; Lepidosauria; Squamata; Sphaerodactylidae. The record is from RefSeq and is a predicted model, not a curated record. Gene Ontology annotation, cellular component: membrane; voltage-gated potassium channel complex. Bases 1 to 618 code for a protein of 205 amino acids. The transcript has 3 exons. Gene Ontology annotation, biological process: detection of calcium ion; potassium ion transport.
AUGGUGGGGAAAAAGGUGGUGCCAGGACAGAAUCGUGGGGAAACCAGGGCACUUUUCCUGGGCUUGGGAAUGGUGGCAUGCUCAGUGCUGAUGUAUUUCUUCAUUGGGACCACCAUUGUGCCAAAAUACAAGAGGAGCAUCUGGACCAAAGAGAGUAUAUGUGAACUGAUGAAAGCAAGCAUUAAAAAAAAAGUUCAUUGCAUAUCCAACGAUGACUCCGGAGAGGAAAAUAUCUUUCGUUACCCUUGCCUAGAAGUCAAGGUCAAUUUGACUGUCUUGGGACAGACGGUAAUGCUGUAUCACACAGAAGAUACCUGGAUAAGAAAUAACAAGUGCUCCUACAUUCCUGACAAUCUGGAGAAUUACGGUCAAGUUCAAAAGAAAGUGGAAGGUAUAAAAACCAAUUUCAGAAAGACCAAGAUAUUCACUUGUUUUUAUGACCCAUCAAGAGCAGAAUCCAGCGUUCUUUUAGAACGACUGUACUCGCCUGAUGGACUUGUCGUUGCUUUGAUAUGGCCAACUUUAAUGAUGACUGGUGGGAUCUUAAUUAUCGUCUUGGUUAAAUUAAGUCACUAUUUGUCAGUACUCACUGCCUCACCAUACAUAAGACGUAUAUAG